UCGCAAAAAAAUUACAAUAUAAACAUAGAUAUUUGUGUAUGCUACUGAUUCGUUAGAAAUCUUCUAUCGAAGGAAGAUACAAGUCGUCAUCCGGCUCCACGAAAAAGAUUAAAAUUGUGUAAAGUGACGUUAUCGCUCAUACAUGCAUAUCGCAGUUAAUGUUAACACUGCGGUUAAGAGAAAGAGGCAAAGAGUGGGGCCAACGAUUUCCGAGCACGUCUGAUGUCUGACAACGCGACGACAGUCCAUUUCGUAUCGGAAUGAACGGAGAUAAUGCCGCCAUUACGGAUGCGUUGAUAAUUGAUUUUGUCGGCAGUUUGUUUGCCAGUGAGUUCUUGACAAGCGGCUUGCUGCCGCAAAAUCCAUUAUUUUCGUUAAAAACGUCGCGUGCAUUUUAAAAUAAAUAUAUAUAUAUAUAAAAUAUCGCAUUAUGUUAUGGUGGUGUUGUUAUAAUACGCAGUGCGAUUUGCAGCAGUGACAUAGAUUCAGUGCAAAUAUUGUGCGAUAUGGUAGUGUCAUUCGCGUAUCAGCACAGGAAUCUAUACUGGUGUUAUUAUUCGAAUUAAAUACGGGAGCAUUGUACAGAAAGGAAUAUCGUGAACGCUAUACCAAUUCUCUGCUUUUCCAUUCCUUUCCUCAUUUUGCUUCUUGCGAACGAGCGCUCUCCACGUUUCCACCUCCAGGUGCGUCGUCCUUCGACAGUCGUGUGGCGUCAUCGCUGAAGCCAGUAUCUGUUCGACUAGUCUGACAGUGUCGUAGGAUCAACGAAGAUAACUGAUAGUGGCCAGCUGAAUCGAAUCUUCUCUUAUUUGGACUGUACGUACUUUAUUCCUGCGGAUCUUGUGCAAUCUUCAACAGCAGUGCAAUCUUCAACAGCAGUGCAAUCUUCAACAGCAGGUGGAAUCAACGAAGUGUGUCGAAAACUGCCGGGGACCAGUUCGAAUGAAGUUUUCCUUUCUGGGAAACAUUUUCCACGGUGACGGCAUCAUGUCGUCAUAGAUUGUUGGUGGAUUUAGUGUUGGCAAAGUGACCGCCGCCAGCACAAAUGAUGAUUUGUGCGAGCGCAUGGGUAUGGUGACAUUGGCACAACAGCAGCAGCCAACGCUCGACGGUCACCAGUGUCAAAAAGAUCAGGACCACGUGAACAGUGCUGUCGUGUCUGCCGAGAAUCACGCGGUCGACAAGUUUCAUGGUGAAGCUGCGCACUCGGUGAGAGAAACCGCGGUCGUCGCUCCGGGCAAUAGUAGCGUUGGAGAUUCCUCUACGCAGUGCAGUGACGUAGACGACGAUGAGGAAGAGGAGACGGACGUCGAAGAAGGCGGCAGCUGGAUCACGAAUCUGCCGGUAUCCUCGACUAUCGUCCAGCAACAUCAAGCGGUUGCCACUACGAACGGCGAUGUUGUCCUACCGAACGCCGAUCCGUCGAAUUUUGGUGACGUUUGUGUGAAAAACUCAACAAAUGUGCAUCUAGGUAACAAGACCUUCUACAAGGGUCCAGUUACCAUAAAACAGUUCGUUUACACGAAUCCCACUCCGGUCCAGGAUGCAGGUAAACUCGACGUCAACUGCGCCUCCGAAGUUAACAUCUCGGCUUUGUCGACGAGUAAGGACAAUGGAGCUGCCAAUGGACCCAUUUUUCCGCAAAACACUGAAUUAACUAAAGUGACGCAAUGGCUUUGGACAUGGAGAUGUGCGGCUUUAUCAUGCAUUCUAGCUUUAAUACUUCUAACUACUAUAGUGGUCACAUCUGUAUAUUUCAUUCAUUACCCGGACGCACCAGUCUUCCCAGAAAUUCCAGACUCGUCGCUCGAGGGUAUAAUAGUAACUUCGGUACGCUUUGUCGAGAGAAACGAAUGGGGUGCGCAGCCGCCCUCGGAGCCUCUUAAAAAAAUGAAGCUGCCAGUACCAUAUGUAAUUAUUAGUCACACCGCAACAGAGUUCUGUACCACGCAAUCAGAAUGUACAUUUCACGUGAGAUUUGCUCAGACUUUUCAUAUAGAAUCUAGAAAGUGGUCGGAUAUCGCCUACAAUUUUCUUGUCGGAGGCGACGGUCUCGCAUAUGUUGGCAGAAGCUGGGACUACGUUGGUGCUCAUGCCUUCAAUUUCAACAAUAAGAGUAUCGGUAUUUCCUUUAUUGGUACAUUCAAUUCAGUCGUACCACCGAAAACGCAAUUACACGCUGCGCAAAAAAUCAUAGAGAUCGGCGUUAAAGGCGGGAAAAUUUCACCUGACUAUAAACUGUUAGGUCACCGACAAGUGUCAAAAACUUUGAGUCCAGGAGAUGCUUUAUAUAAUGAAAUUAAAAAGUGGCCUCAUUGGUCACCUCAGCCUUAACUCGAUUGCUUGGAAAUUUAAAUUGUGAA
This is a messenger RNA of Mycetomoellerius zeteki, 2363 nucleotides long. Its product is annotated as peptidoglycan-recognition protein LC. Gene Ontology annotation, biological process: peptidoglycan catabolic process. The record is from RefSeq and is a predicted model, not a curated record. Bases 1066 to 2334 code for a protein of 422 amino acids. The transcript has 4 exons. NCBI's taxonomy places the organism in Eukaryota, Metazoa, Arthropoda, Insecta, Hymenoptera, Formicidae. Gene Ontology annotation, molecular function: zinc ion binding; N-acetylmuramoyl-L-alanine amidase activity.